AUGUUGAGUAAGGUACCUCCAUUGUUCCUGGAUGUACACCGAGACCAUUUUGUUCUUGACAUGUGUGCAGCUCCGGGCUCAAAAACUUUUCAAUUACUUGAAAUGAUACACCAGGAAUCAGAAGUGGGAGCAUUACCAAAUGGAAUGGUUAUAGCAAAUGAUGUGGAUGUACAACGAUGCAAUCUUCUUAUUCACCAAACAAAGAGAAUGUGCACUUCUAACUUGGCUGUGACGAAUCACGAAGCACAACAUUUCCCGAGUUGUCGCUGGAAAAAGAAUAAUACCACAAAUGGUUCUGAUUUGGGGGGUAUGAGUAUGACUGAACUUUUAUUUGAUCGUGUGCUGUGUGAUGUUCCAUGCAGUGGAGAUGGUACUCUCCGUAAGGCCCCUGAUAUUUGGAAAAAAUGGAGUGUGGGGAUGGCCAAUGGUGUCCAUUGUCUACAACUUCAGAUAGCCAUGCGAGGUUUGGCAUUGCUUAAAACUGGUGGAAGAAUGGUUUACUCAACAUGCUCUAUGAAUCCAGUUGAAAACGAGGCCGUAGUGUCUGAGAUAUUACGAAAGUGCGGAGGCUCUGUUGAGCUUGUUGAUGUAUCUUCGGAACUCCCUCAGCUUGUUCGCAGACCAGGUCUUAAGACUUGGAAGGUUCGAGACAAAGGCACGUGGUUAGGUUCUCAUAAAGAUGCAUGCAAAUAUGGAAGAUCUGGGAUUGUUCCUAGCAUGUUUCCUUCUGGCCAACCCCAUGUUGACACAUCAUCUGAUGAAAACGGGGAUAAUAAUAAUGAUGAUGUUUUGGUGACCGAAGUUUCAUCUCUUCCUUUAGAGUGUUGCAUGCGCAUUGUCCCUCAUGACCAGAACACUGGAGCCUUUUUUAUUGCUGUUUUGCACAAAAUAUCUCCUUUGCCAGUCAUACAAACAAAAUCAAGCAAACAUUCCCGGCAGCCUCAAUCCGAUAGUGAUGAAAAAACGAAACAACCAGAAGAUGACAAGGCAAUGAAUGUAGAUGUGAAAAAUGAAGAAUCCGAUAGUGAUGAAGCGACUAACCCAAGCAAAAAACUCAAAGGAACCGAGCCUGAGAAAACCGAAACCCUAAAUAACCCAAAAUCUCGUGCAGAAAAGGCUAAUGACAAGAGAAAAUUGCAAAUUCAAGGCAAGUGGUUUGGGGUUGACCCUGUUGUUUUCUUUAAAGAUGAUGCUAUUCUCGCUAAUAUCAAGGAAUUUUACGGAAUUCCUGAAUCCUUUUCCUUCACUCAUCGGCUUAUCACACGAAAUAGUGAUACAAAUCAUGUGAAGAGAAUUUACUAUGUAUCCGAAUCUGUGAAGAAUGUUGUUGAACUCAAUUUCUUAGCUGGCGAGCAACUCAAGAUAACUUCAAUUGGUUUGAAGAUGUUUGAAAGGCAAACAUCAAGAGAAGGCACUUCCUCACCUUGUGUAUUCAGAAUAUCUUCAGAAGGGUUGCCAUUGCUUCUUCCACACAUGACCAAACAGAUUACUUCUUCACCUGCUGUAGAUUUCAAGCAUUUACUGCAAUACAAAUCCAUCAAAUUCCCUGAUAUUGUCGAUGAUCGAUUUCGUGAAAAAGUUGCAGCCCUUGCUUUGGGCUGUUGUGUGGUGGUCCUCAACAAAGGUAACGAAAAUGAAGGCGAAGGCGUAUCGGAUCGGCCUAAAGUGGAUAAGUCGACAAUUGCGAUUGGUUGUUGGAAAGGACGGUCGAGUUUAUCAGUAAUGGUGACAGCUGUAGACUGUCAGGAAUUGUUGGAAAGGUUAUUGAUUCGGUUUGAGACCCAAAAGGAAUCUUUGGCUGAAGAUGCAAUAAAAGUUAAGGAAACCGAAACAGUUGGUUGAAGUUGAAGUUGAACUAAAAAAAUGUAGGAUCAGGAUCAGUUAUGUUGGUAAUGCUAUUAAGCUAAACAUUUUUAAACUAUUUAUUCCAACGACUGAAAUGCAAAAAGCAGAAGCACGACAUUUUUGAUUGUUUCACCAGAAAUAAUUACACUGCUUCAUAUAGGUGAUAUAAGUUGUGCAUUUUUUACCAAUGGUAAAAGGUUGCUAUCUUAGGCGCCACAUCAACUUUUACG
Lactuca saligna is the source of this 2075-nucleotide messenger RNA. The record is from the annotation of a GenBank genome assembly. Lineage: Eukaryota; Viridiplantae; Streptophyta; Magnoliopsida; Asterales; Asteraceae.